AUGAGAAGAGCUGGUCUAAGUCCUGACAGGGCGACAUGUUCUAGCAUCAUGAAGUCUUCCUCAAGCCUAGCAGUGAUUGGGAUUGGAAGGCAAUUGCAUGCUUACCUCACAAAAUCAGGCCACAUGCCCAGCGUGUUCUCAGGUAGUGCCCUUCUUGAUAUGUAUGCAAAAUGUGGUUGUUUGGAUGAAGCCAUCAGAACAUUUAAUGAGAUGCCCGAGAAGAAUUCCAUCACGUGGAAUGCUGUAAUUUCAGCAUAUGCGCAAUAUGGACAGGCAAAGAAUGCCAUCAGGAUGUUUGACAGCAUGCUUCAUUGUGGUCUUUGUCCAGAUCCAGUCACUUUCUUGAGUGUGCUAGCAGCCUGUGGUCAUAAUGGUCUUGCGGAAGAAUCCAUGAAAUACUUUGACCUGAUGAGAUAUUACUAUAGCAUGAUCUACGGAAACCAGGAUUUAGCUACAGUGGCUGCUGAAAAAUUGUUCACUAUGGUGCCCACAGACGCGACUGCCUAUGUCAUACUGUCCAACAUAUAUGCUAAAGCUGGUAAUUGGGAAGGUGCUGCACGUGUGAAAAAGAUUAUGAGAGAUAGAGGAGUUAAGAAAGAGUCAGGUAACAGUUGGGUUGAAAUCAAGCAAAAGAUCUACAUCUUCUCUUCUAAUGAUCACACCAACCCAAUGAUAGAUGAGAUUAAAGAAGAGCUUGAGAGGUUGUACGAAGAGAUGGAUAAACAAGGCUAUGAGCCCGAUACUAGCUGUGCCUUGCAUAUGGUGGAUAAUAAGGAAAAGUUGGAGUCACUGAAAUACCACAGUGAGAGAUUGGCCAUCGCGUUUGCCUUGAUUAAUACCCCACCAGGGACACCAAUUACGGUUAUGAAGAACUUGAGUGCCUGCCUAGAUUGUCAUGCUGCCAUCAAGAUGAUAUCGAAGAUUGUGAACAGAGACAUUAUCAAUACUUUGCUGCUAAGAGCGAUUCCUGGGCUCAACGACAUAGGCAAAGCUUUGUUAGGACCUGUCUCGGAGCAAGUUAUGGUCCUCCAGAACAUUGGAACAUCAGUUCUCGUCUCCCCAAACCAGCUUCCAGAUCUCCACCAACUGCUGGCUGAGGCUGCAACGCUCUUGAACACGGAAGCUCCUGACUUGUACAUAAGGCAGAAUCCUGUUCCAAAUGCUUACACCUUAGCAAUCAAUGGCAAAAAACCAUUCAUCGUCGUUCACACAAGCCUUGUGGAGCUGCUUACUCCAAAGGAAUUGCAGGCUGUUUUGGCUCAUGAGCUGGGUCACCUCAAGUGCGAUCAUGGUGUGUGGCUCACUUUCGCCAAUAUACUCACAAUGGGAGCAUACACUGUCCCUGGUUUUGGCAUGGUUGCUGGCUUCCUGGAAGAGCAGCUAUACAGAUGGCUACGAGCUGCAGAGCUGACUUGUGACAGGGCAGCUCUUCUUGUUGUGCAAGACCCAAAGGUUGUCAUCUCUGUUUUGAUGAAAUUGGCCGGAGGAUGCCCAUCUCUUGCCGACCAGCUAAACGUGGAUGCCUUCUUGGAGCAAGCUCGUUCCUACGACAAAGCUGCAUCGAACCCAGUUGGGUGGUACAUCCGGAACGCGCAAACCAGAGAGCUUUCACACCCUUUGCCUGUGAUGCGAGCCCGCGAGAUUGAUGAGUGGUCAAGAAGCCAGGAGUACAAGACCAUAAUGCAAAAAAUGCUUCAGCUGGAGCUAAACAGAGUAUAG
This is a messenger RNA of Miscanthus lutarioriparius, 1719 nucleotides long. The record is from the annotation of a GenBank genome assembly. Lineage: Eukaryota; Viridiplantae; Streptophyta; Magnoliopsida; Poales; Poaceae.